AAUUAUUUUGGAAUCUUACUUAAAAGUCCGUCGUAACAAUGGUGCUUAUAUCCUGGACUCUGACGAUAGUGUGCUUUGUUUUAAAAUAUUGCACGUGCUCGGGUUAUUUUGAGAUUCAAAUUGUCGGGAUGGAAAACGUUCGAGGGGAACUGUCAGACGGCACGUGUUGUGCAUCUCAUGACAGCAAACAAUUGAAGGGCACGUGCAGAGGAGUGUGCUCGACGUUCGUUCGUGUGUGUCUGAAGCAGUACCAGUCGCCCGUGUCCCUGACCGGAAGUUGUACGUUUGGGAACCAGACAACGGACGUGCUGGGUGAAAAUAGCUUUCGAUUGGAGGAGGGCAGCCCGGGGGCCGACCUGAAACUCCCCUUCCAGUUUUCAUGGACGAGGUCCUACACGAUCAUCGUGGCGGCCUGGGACCGCGGGAGCCUGGUCAGAGCUGACGGGUUGAUCGAGGUAUCCUCCCACUCCGGUAUCAUCCUGCCGGGGCCGGCCUGGCACACCCUUACACACAACGGACCCACCGCAACCCUCGUAUACAGGAUCCGCGUUCUGUGUGAGGAGAACUACUACAACACCACGUGCUCCAAGUUCUGCCGCCCACGUGACGACCGACUCGGUCAUUACACGUGCAGUGGAAACGGCGACAAAGUUUGUAUGGACGGCUGGCUCGGGGCAGACUGCGACAUAGCCAUCUGCAAGACUGGAUGUCAUACCCUCCACGGCUCUUGUGAAACACCGGGAGAAUGCAGUUGCGGGUUCGGGUGGCAGGGGGAGCUGUGUGACCAGUGCAUUCCCUAUCCGGGCUGCCAACACGGCACGUGUCGCCACUCACCCUGGACGUGUGACUGCCAUACCAACUGGGGAGGCAUCCUCUGUGAUAAAGAUCUGAACACGUGCCGGCAUCGUCCGUGCGAGAACAAUGGUCUGUGUAUAAAUCACGAACCUGACAACUACACGUGCCAGUGUCCCGUCGGAUUCAAGGGCAGGAACUGCAAGAUAGCCGAUGACCCGUGCGCAUCAUCACCCUGUCGAAAUGGGGGCACGUGUUUGUACGUGACAAACGGCUUUGUGUGCACGUGCCGACCGGGUUGGACAGGGGACACGUGCUCACGAGAAAUAGACGAGUGCGAGUCCCAGCCUUGCCUACACGGUGGCACGUGCGUGGACCUCGUGGACGGCUUCCGUUGCACGUGCGAGGCAGGCUGGCAGGGGCCUCAGUGUCAGCUAGACAUGGACGAGUGUGCGGGUCGGCCGUGCGUGCACGCGGUUUCGUGCAGGGACAUGGUGGGCGACUACACGUGCGAAUGUCAGUCGGGCUGGAGUGGCAAAAACUGUGACAUUAACGCAGACGACUGUCAUGGCCAGUGUAAAAAUGGAGGGACAUGCAAUGAUCUGGUUGAUGGGUAUUUGUGCAGGUGCGCGCCCGGUUUCGAGGGCGUCACGUGCGAACACGAGGUGCACGAGUGUGCUAGUCUUCCCUGCAAACAUGAGGGCACGUGCGUGGAUCAUGUGGCUGGAUAUACUUGCAAGUGCGCGCUCGGGUACGCAGGGUUUGAGUGCCAGAUUGAUUCAGAUCCAUGCCGACCGAAUCCCUGCCGGAACGGCGCAACUUGUUACGUCAAUGAUGACGUCAGCGACUACUUUUGCUACUGUGCAGACGAUCACACAGGCAAGAACUGUGAACUUGAGAAAACCGUUUUAACGCAAUAUGUGGACAGUUGCACGUUAUCGGUCGCGAGUCACGGUGUGCCAGGGGACGUGCGGCUCGUGUCUUCCGGUAUUUGCGGGCUCUACGGACUUUGUAUCAGCCGCCCCGGGGGUCAGUUCGACUGCUCGUGCGCACAGGGAUUUACAGGAGAGUUCUGUCAGGAAAACGUCAACGACUGCGCGAGUUCCCCGUGCCAGAAUGCAGGCACGUGCGUGGACCUGGUGAACGCAUACCAAUGCAUCUGUACCGAGGACUGGGAGGGCGCCCUCUGUCACAUCAACAAGGACGAAUGCUCGGGCACCCUAUGCCGGAACGGCGGCGAGUGUACGGACCUCGUGUCCGGGUUCCUAUGUCGCUGCGUUGACGGAUGGAAGGGCCGCACCUGCACUCUCCGCGAGAGCCAGUGUGACAGUUUCACGUGCGCGAAUGGUGGCACGUGCGUGGACCUUGGAGACGCGUAUACGUGUAGGUGCCCGGCCGGCUGGCAGGGAAGCUCCUGUCACACUCCGGAGAGGCGUGCCUGUGAUUCAAGCCCCUGUGCGAAUAAUAGCACGUGCGUGAACAGCGGCGACAGUUUUACAUGCAUCUGCCGACUGGGCUUCGAGGGCCGCACUUGUCAGGUUAACAUAGACGAAUGUAAUCCUUUCCCUUGUUACAAUGGCGGGAGCUGCGAGGAUGGAGUUAACCGCUACACGUGCGUCUGUCCGGCGGGAUUCUCCGGCCCUGACUGCAGAGUCAACAUCAAUGAAUGCAUGUCCGCCCCGUGUACCUACGGAAGUACCUGUAUUGAUGGUAUCGGAGAGUUCCGGUGUGUAUGUCCGCCCGGACGCUCCGGAGGCCGCUGCCAGGAGGUUGACGGACGAAGGCGGACCGCUAGGCCAUGCUCUUUCAGGCGUAGGACGUUUGCUGAUGGGAGUGGCUGGGAACACGAGUGCCAGAAGUGCACAUGUACAGACGGGGAGGUCAGCUGCUCAGAGAAUAUGUGUGAGCCUGAGAGCUGUGCCGUCAUCCCGAAUGUGACUAGCCGCCUCCAUCCAUGCCCAAUUGACGAGGUGUGCGUGGUUCCUGUGGACUUCACGUGCUUCACCCCGCCGUGUCUGUCCUUGGGACGCUGCCGACCAAAACGCAGAGCCGUGACGGAGGCCGCAACCCAGGAACAGACCUGUCGCCAUGGUAGCGGACAGCAUGGGAACUGUGCCACUAUAGGGCUGACGUUCGAUAAAUCAAAAAUGCCUGUCGGCGUGACAGUGGAGGAGAUUUGUGUCACGGUCCGCGGGCUUGCGGAUUCACAGCCUAUCCCCACAGCUACCCGCGGUGUGAACGCUUCCGGCGUCAAGGUUGCCUGUCGAAUCCACCCGACCAGCAGGGACGCUUUGGAAAUAACUGUGACCAUGGCCGGCCCUUCUCCGCAAGACGACGAGAAGCUGGUUCAGGUUGUGCGGCAACUAGCUGACGCCAUAGCUCGAAGUCAUGUGACGGAUCUCUACCUGGCGUCCUUGACCGAGAUAAGGGUCGACAUGAUCUCCAGUGAUGGAAGCAGGGGGCCGCCUUAUCUCAUACCACUGUUGUGUUCACUCAUCCUUUGUAUCGGGUUUGUGGCAGUAGGUCUUCUGGUCGCUUACCACCGGAAACAGAUGAAUGAUAUGACAACGUGGCGCGGAUCGUCCAGCAUUUCCGGCGGACGGUCAAACAAUGAAAAUUUUGAGAAUUUUCAAAAUCUGCGGAGGUUCAAAAAUCCUUUAUACGAAAAAGACAAAAUGGUCGGUAACAGAAGCAACCGACGUCAGAUGACUUUUAACGACAACGGUCGCUAUGAGGAGUUAGAUUCUGAACCGCAUGAUCACAGCCCUACGCGACUUUUACGACAGGAAGAUUUUUUACAUGGGGAAAAUGAGUGGACGGAAGAGGUUCAUUCCAAAAUGAGAGUCAAGGACAUCAAUAUUGAGUUAAACAAAUCUCGAUACAGAUCACAGCCGACUGAUGCUGAUGACAUUGACGGAUUCCUGUAGGAGAAUGAGGUGUGACAGUAAGACAUAUUAGCAGUGACAAUGGGAGCGGUUAAAGCAAUCAUGGUGGAAUUGAGAAAACCAAGUAGAUCGGAACUUCUUUAAAAUAUUAAUGGAAGCUAUAUUGAGUUGACCAGAAAUACGAAACCUGAUGACAAUGUCAAGGGAAGCCAUAUAAUGUACAGUUGCGCAAAAAACUAGUAGCAUAGUGGUGAAAGCAGUAUGCGGCCGCAUCCUUAUUGUCGUGUUUCCAUAAAAUGAUUCCCAUGCUGCACUGUAAAGACCAAUACCAAUGAGAAACUGUCUUGGUGUUGUUCGGCGUAUUGGUGAUUCUAUUUAGUAUAGUGAUUUGAUACACUAAAUAGAAAACCAUUUGUUUGUACGUUCUUAAAGUGUGCAAUGACAACAUCAUUGUGUGUUAAUGACUGUAUACUUGGACACCUUUUACUAGAACUGGGGGUAUAUAUAUAUAGCGAUGUCGGAUGAGACAGAAAUGAUUAGAAUCAAUUAUUAGUAUAAUGUCCGUAGUAUGGUUAAACAAUUUGAAUGACAUUUUUCUAGUCUAGUUUGCAGUUUCCACGCUUUAUUAGUUAAGAGUUAGUGUUGUCUUGUGGUUUAGGUGUCCGUCUCCCACCCAAUAUAUCGUGGUUUUAAACCACAAUGUUAUCUCAGCCUCUCGAAACAAUAUUUGUUAGUACUGGUUUUCACACUUCUCUUUCGUGAUUUAUAUUUUGUGCUUGCUGUGUUCACAGUAACAUUAAAUAAAUUAACAAAUUCCGCGUCUUCAUUGCGAUUUCGGUGUUUUGAACAUACAAACCACCACGGACACAGAUGAAGGCUAUGAUAACUGGCGAUUCAAUACUUAGUAUAAUA
Mya arenaria is the source of this 4589-nucleotide messenger RNA. Its product is annotated as protein jagged-1b-like. Gene Ontology annotation, biological process: multicellular organism development; heterophilic cell-cell adhesion; Notch signaling pathway. Bases 39 to 3719 code for a protein of 1226 amino acids. The transcript has 23 exons. Gene Ontology annotation, molecular function: calcium ion binding; Notch binding. The record is from RefSeq and is a predicted model, not a curated record. NCBI's taxonomy places the organism in Eukaryota, Metazoa, Mollusca, Bivalvia, Myida, Myidae. Gene Ontology annotation, cellular component: plasma membrane; protein-containing complex.